GUCUUAUUUAUUUCGUUGAGGAGGAUCGACGAAGGACGUUCGUUCGACGUCGAUCGAUUCGUUCGUUUCGAUUGGUCAAGUUACAACUCUUACGUCGUAUACAUCAUAUAUACACAUAUAUAUAUGUAUGUAUAUAUAUACAUUAUAUAUAUAUAUAUACACAUAUACAUACGCGCUUAGAGAAACUUUGUGUAGUUGGUGAAUUCGUCGAUAUAUUGACGAUUAAACGAUAACGAACGAGUUCGUGUCAGUCAUCAUGGGAUUGUUCUAUCUUGUACGAGUGUUUCAUAAAGAAGGACCUUGACCGUCCGAUCGUAGUGAAUGGUGGACACCGGAUUAUUUGGCCCAUGGGGCCAGAUUAUAUUGGUCGUCGUUGUUGCAACGACUGUCCUCUUUGUUUUACUCAUUGUCGCCUGCUUCUUAACACCUGGUUGCAUCGGUUACGAGUGUGCAAGAAAACGCAAGAAAGAAUCUACGAAUAUUUUGCCACGAAUAAAAGGACGAAGUAACGACAAUGUCAAGUUGAACGAUGUCAGUUAUAGAUCUUGGAGAUUGGGAAGUCUUUACGAAAAUGGUAACAACGGUAAUGGAACGAUCAGCGAAAACGUAGAAUUCCAAAGGAACUCGGUUAAUUCCACUUGCGGCCAAUUCGAAAGCAUCGAAACAUCAUCAACUGUGAAUUUGAUUCAAACCGAAAAACGAAAGAACGAUAAAAAGGAGAAGGAAUUUCCUACGGAAUUGACUUUGAGUUUGCAAUAUUUUCCUCCCUGCGACGAAACUAUUACGGGAAAGUUCGUAGUCGGGAUCGAGGCGCUAUCCAGUCUUCCACCGAAACAAUACAAUUGCACGGUCGAGCCUUACGUGGCUUUAAAUAUUGUGAAACAAUCGUGGAGUCACAGGAAACAAAUGAAAUUGCACAGUUUUAGAACGAGAGGCAUCAGGCAUACGGCCAAUCCGAUUUACAGGGAAACUUUUGUGGUGGCCAAUGCGAAACCUCACGAAGUUAAGGAAUGGGCUUUAGACAUAGCGGCGUACGAUCACGAUAGGUACGCCAAUCACACUGAACUGUGUUCGUUGAAAGUGGCAAUCAAGGAUGUUAAAAUAAUAUUUAAAAGUCCCGAGAAACAUAUGUUCAAUUAUAGAAUGAAACCAUCCUAUCAGGAAUUCGGCAAAAUUUUAUUAGGUGUAAGCUAUUUGCCAACGGCACAGAGAUUAACGAUUAACAUAAUGGAAUUGCGGAACGUUAAAGUUCUUAAAUUCGUAUCCAGUUUAAAUGAAUUUUAUCCCUAUGUAAGGGUACUGAUGUUGAAUGGAAAGACGGGAAAGAAAUUGAAAAAGAGAAAAACGAGAACGCUUCACGCUUGCGCUCAACCGGAAUUCAAUGAGACGUUGACAUUCGAUGUGACAUAUGAUCAAUUGGAUACCGUACAAUUUUUAAUUGUAUUAUGCAGCAGGGUUUCAUUGAAAAACAUUGAACCUACGAAUUGUAGCGAGCAUCAAAGCGACAGCGAGGAUUCGGUAAAUUCGUUUAAAAAGACCGAAGAUAUUUUUAUCGGUAAAGUAGCUCUUGGAAAGGGAGUUCGAGGUUCUAUGGAAAGAUUACAUUGGUUUUUGAUUUUACAAAGUCCGCGUAAACUAGUCAACAUUUGGCACACUUUAAAAUAAAGACGCUAUUAUUAUUAUUAUUA
This is a messenger RNA of Vespula vulgaris, 1688 nucleotides long. RefSeq names its product synaptotagmin-1-like (gene Syt20). Gene Ontology annotation, molecular function: clathrin binding; syntaxin binding; phosphatidylserine binding. NCBI's taxonomy places the organism in Eukaryota, Metazoa, Arthropoda, Insecta, Hymenoptera, Vespidae. The transcript has 10 exons. The record is from RefSeq and is a predicted model, not a curated record. Gene Ontology annotation, biological process: calcium ion-regulated exocytosis of neurotransmitter; synaptic vesicle endocytosis; regulation of calcium ion-dependent exocytosis. Bases 322 to 1665 code for a protein of 447 amino acids.